Messenger RNA from Alosa sapidissima (American shad), 1699 nucleotides. Its product is annotated as alpha-2,8-sialyltransferase 8E-like. The record is from RefSeq and is a predicted model, not a curated record. The transcript is spliced from 8 exons. Gene Ontology annotation, molecular function: alpha-N-acetylneuraminate alpha-2,8-sialyltransferase activity. NCBI's taxonomy places the organism in Eukaryota, Metazoa, Chordata, Actinopteri, Clupeiformes, Clupeidae. Gene Ontology annotation, biological process: N-glycan processing; oligosaccharide metabolic process. The coding region runs from base 200 to 1312 and encodes 370 amino acids.
GGAAGAGCACCGCGACUUGCCAGUAGCGGAGAGCGCUCUUUCUCAAAACCGGGACUCGAAAAGAUCCAAUGAGCCAACGCAGAUUGAAACAACUGUCUGAUGUCCAUUUAUAUUCUGCACGAAUUUGAUUUGAAAAAACAAUGAAGAAAAACUUCUAAAGAGGUGCACGGGAAUGCUGCAGAAAAACAAACCCUGAAGGAUGACAAAAAUGGGCUAUGUGGAUCCAACAGCUAGUCGCUCUCUCUGUUUCAUCUUCAUCUGUGUUUUCAUCAUGGUAGCACUGGGGCUGCAGAUGCUUCACGUGGAGAACUACAUCAAAAGGUCUCUGGAGCCCUCCCAUGGGGUUUUGGAGUUCAAUUCCAUAUCGUGUCAAAUGCUAAGGAAGGAAAUCCUGGAUGUAAAGGUCCUCUCUAUGGUGAAUACCUCAGAGUUGUUUAAGAAAUGGAGAAAUAUGCAGGUAUGCAAGUGGGAGCAGAACAAGGAAGAGACCAACAACUUCACGAUGUCUCUGUCUCAGUGCUGUAAUGCAUCCUCCUUCCUGUUCACCACUAAGCGCAACACGCCAUCAGGCACCAAGCUGCGCUAUGAAAUCGGUGGAUCCCUGGUCAUCAGCCCAGAGAUAUUUAAAAUGUUCCCUGAUGACAUGCCCUAUUCAAGAUCAGAGUUUAAGCGCUGUGCCGUCGUUGGGAAUGGAGGCAUUAACAUAAACAGCACAUGUGGAAAAGAGAUCGACUCAGCUGACUUUGUCUUCCGGUGCAACAUUCCACCUGUGUCUGAUAAAUACUCUGCCGAUGUGGGAUCGAAGACUAACUUUGUCACUAUCAACCCAAGCAUCAUCAUGAAGAGGUUCCAAAACUUAGAGAAAUGGCGCAGGCCAUUCUACGAAGCCCUGCAGUCGUAUGGGAAUGCCUCCAUCGUGCUGCCCGCCUUCUACCAAUGGCAAAACACUGACAGCAUUUCCUUUCGUGCCAAGUACGUGGUGGAUGACUUCAGGUCACCAGCUGGUGUGUUCUUCUUCCAUCCGCAGUACCUUCUCAACGUGCAGCACUUCUGGAAACUGCAGGGAGUGCACGCCAACCGGCUGAGCACCGGCCUCAUGCUCGUCACCGCAGCCAUGGAGCUGUGUGAGGAGGUGCACCUGUACGGCUUCUGGGCCUUCCCCACGAACCCGGCGGGUGUCUCCAUCACGAACCACUACUACGACGACGUCAAGGCGAAGCCGGGCGUCCAUGCUAUGCCGCACGAGCUGCUCCACUUCCUGCACAUGCACACGCGAGGCAUCCUGCACAUACACACACAGCCCUGCAGCUGAUCACCCAAAACACUGAACGCAAUCAUGGGGCAACAUGGGCACACUCACAAACAUGUAUACACACACACACACACACACAGAUGGACACACAUACAAUGCACACACAUAAACACACACACACACACACACAUACACAGAUGGUGUUGGAUGAGGCAAAAAUGAAAACUAAUACAACUGCAAAGAGACGAUGUAAGCAUUGGGUGCAGCAUCAAAUUUGUGAAGUUGCAGGUCAUGUUUUACUUGAGUGAAUAAAGAUGUUUGAAAUAAAAUGAAUACAAGGGAUGGUCAAGGAUUGUAACCAGUAAUAUCAAAACAAAAUGCAUUUCGACUGAAAGUGUAUCUGGCUGGCCCCAGCCGUGGCACAACUGGCUGGGGCACCUGCACCGU